AUGUAUUUAUCAUCAUCAUCAUCAUCGAAUUCCGAUGAAGAAAAUGAUGUGCUUGAAGUUUUGAUAAACCUUCCUCGACCACGAUUAUACAGAGAUCGUUUUAAUCCUCUGGAGAACUAUGAUGAUUUAGAUUUCAAAAAUAGGUUCAGGUUAACAAAGAAUACCUUUAUGAUAUUAUUGAAUGUAAUUGGAAAAGAUAUAAAACAUGGUACUAAUAGGAGUUAUGCAAUAAAACCAGAAGUACAAUUAUUAAUAGCGUUGAGAUUCUAUUCAUUUCAAGUUGUUAUUGGUGAUCAUAUUCAAGUGCACAAGUCAUCGGUUUGCAGAAUUAUAAAACGCGUAUCAAAAUGUAUAGCUUGUCUUCGUCCUUUAUUCAUAAAUAUGCCCAAAACACAAGACGAAAUGAAAGAAGUUCAAAUUGGAUUUUAUCAACGUAGCCAAUUCCCUAAAGUAAUUGGUGCAAUUGAUUGCACACAUAUUAGAAUCCAGUCUCCUAACAGUAAUAUAGGAGAACAGUUCAGGAAUAGAAAAGGUUACUUUUCCUUUAAUGUUCAAGCUGUAUGUAAUAGCAAAAUGGAAAUUAUGAACAUUGUAGCUAGAUGGCCAGGGUCUGUACAUGAUAGUACUAUUUUUGAUAAUAGUUUAUUGCGUGCACAGUUCGAAAAUAAUGAAUUUAAAGGAUGUUUUCUGCUCGGAGAUGGUGGAUAUCCCUGCAGAAAAUAUUUGAUGACUCCGUUGUUAAAUCCUACCGCAGCUGCAGAAAAAAAGUAUCAAAAAUCUCAAAUUGGAACCGGAAAUGUAAUAGAAAGAGUUUUUGGUGUUUUGAAAAGGCAUUUUCCAGUUCUUUCUGUUGGAUUACGUAAUCAACCAAAAUCAGCAUUGACUACUAUUGUAGUGAUCGCCGUGCAGGACACGUUGAACACUAAUACAAUAAUACCUAUGAUUACCCAUGAUUACCCAUGA
Molecule: messenger RNA, 963 nt
Organism: Acyrthosiphon pisum (pea aphid)
Lineage: Eukaryota; Metazoa; Arthropoda; Insecta; Hemiptera; Aphididae
Product: putative nuclease HARBI1
Exons: 5
Coding region: 1-963 (320 amino acids)
Source: RefSeq, a predicted model, not a curated record